AUGAAACGUACCCGACACACGUACGCGAGCUCACGUACCGACAUGAAAGCAAUAAACUCUGUAAUGCGGUACACAAUUAUGACACAUGGCCGGCUAAAUUGGUGGCUUGCAGCUCCGACUCAAGGAAAACUGUUUAUUUCGAGUAAAUUAGAGAUGAUACUGACACAAUUCCAGCCAGCCCUAGAGAUGUACUCCUACCGCGUAUACAUGACGUAUUCAGCAACUUUAAUGGCGAGGCGUCCUUCCCAGCGCCUCACUCCUCGCCUAUUGAAUCCUCCUUUAUGCGCAUUAAUGACCCUCGCCACUCUUGGGUUUGUUUCAAGGACCGAAUUUGUUUCUAAGCGUUUCUUUGACUUGAUUGAGGACAUUUUUUGUAAGGAAUUAAAAUUUUCGAAGCAAAAGCCCGAGGGCGGCGCACUGCGAGCCUCCGCCAUGUUGGCGGAUGUUCUGGAAACGCGGGAAGCGUUACCAGCUUCCGCGCCGACGCACUUCCGGCCUGCACUCGUUAUUACCAGCUGGUCCAAGGGCGAAGGGUUAUUGCUGUCAUUUAGUCUUUCAGAUGACUUUAAUGUGUUGGACUUGACGGCGUCAAGUUUCCGCUCGACGUGUGAAAUAACAAGUAGCUGCGGAGCUAUUACACUCACCUUCGCUUCCAGCGAAUGA
This is a messenger RNA of Spodoptera exigua (beet armyworm), 663 nucleotides long. The record is from the annotation of a GenBank genome assembly. Lineage: Eukaryota; Metazoa; Arthropoda; Insecta; Lepidoptera; Noctuidae.